GUACGUAGCACAUUGUCAGUUCCAGUCACACGAUCUGUCAUCAUCCUUCGUACGAUGCUAGAAGGGAAGUUGAGAGAAGUGGGACAUCGGGGAUCCUCCUGAGAUCUUAGGCUACAGCCGCCGUCCGGACCCGCUGUGAACCCCGCCGCCUCCGACCCGCAGCCUCCCGGAGAAAACACUCCACACCCAGCCGCUUCCUCCCGUCCGUACAGGUAUUUUCUGGGGUUUUUCCCAUCAGGUCAGUGCCCAGAGGAAGUGAGUGGACGGUGUGACAUGGCAAGUAGAGGUGGAGCCACACGACCCAAUGGGCCAAACACAGGCAACAAGAUUUGUCAGUUCAAACUUGUGCUAUUAGGAGAGUCAGCGGUGGGAAAGUCGAGUCUCGUACUUCGGUUUGUCAAGGGACAGUUUCAUGAAUUCCAAGAGAGCACAAUCGGAGCUGCCUUCCUGACUCAGACAGUAUGUUUGGACGACACAACAGUCAAGUUUGAAAUCUGGGACACAGCUGGUCAGGAGCGCUACCACAGUCUGGCCCCCAUGUACUACAGAGGGGCCCAGGCAGCCAUCGUGGUCUAUGACAUAACAAAUGAGGAGUCAUUUGUACGGGCAAAGAACUGGGUUAAAGAGCUUCAGAGACAAGCCAGUCCAAAUAUUGUAAUAGCCCUGGCUGGGAACAAGGCUGAUCUCGCAAACAAGAGAGCACUGGACUUCCAGGAUGCACAGUCGUACGCAGACGACAACAGUUUGCUUUUCAUGGAGACGUCAGCAAAGACCUCUAUGAACGUGAACGAGAUUUUCAUGGCCAUCGCAAAGAAGCUUCCCAAGAACGAGCCCCAAGCCACCGGCGCCAGCAGCGGGCGGAGCCGGGGGGUGGACCUGACAGAGACGGCUCAGCCCACCAGCCGUCCCUGCUGCAAUAACUAACCCAGCUCUUCCUGCUUAUCCUCCUCCCCCCCACACACACACACAUUCACACACACCACACCCACCCCCUCCACUCUGCUCCCUCUGGACAUCGACCUGACCCUCAGCCUCACUCCCCUGGAUUAGCUAAAAGACUCUGUAUAGCUGCAUUUCUAAUACCCUUUUUUUUUUUGUUGGUGUUCUUUUAUUUUUUUCUUUGUUUUUUGUUUUUUAAAAACUUUUUUUAAGAAGUGUAUAUCAGUAUAAUGGAUGCAUGUAUCACUACAACGCCUAAAAAAAAUACACACAUUUUUGUUUCUUAUUAAGUUGGACGAUUAACCCCGUUUAAGACGAGCGUGAGUGAGUGAGUGAGGGACCUGUGAGCGUGGGAUCGUGUGUGUGAUGAGAAGGUGCAGCCUCAUUCGUCACUGCACAGGCUCGACUGGAUGCGAAGUGUGAUGCCUGUAAUACUCUUAGCGAGCGGGUUUAGUUUUUUACAAUCACAAUAAAACCAUAUUGUUUAUUUUGAGAGGUGGCGGGAAAAGGACUGUCAUGCAAACGCAAGAACCCCUCCCUCCUCACGUGUCACCCGGGACGACGUCCAGGCUCCAAAUGGAAAAAGUGGGAAACAAGUUUAGCGCUCCCAAAAAGUUGGAAAUGCACAAAAAUGUACUUUGAGAAAAACGUAGAAAAGCAGCCUGGAUGUGUCAGACUUCCCCGUUUUGCCGCGACAAGUCAAAUAGUUCCCUGAAAACAAAUUUCUCCAUCCGUAGAGCGGUGCGUUCUUGUCACUUUGCCACACAUCACACUUCACCGCAGUCUCCGUGGUGUGAAAAAAAAACACGGGAGUUCAGACGUGUGAGAAAUCGGGAGCCGGCACCUCCAGGCCAAACUGAAGAACUGCUCUGACAAGAUGUUUAAAUUCAGCUUUGCUAUUCAAUGGAAGCUUUCACGCUGCAGCGUCUUGGAGUCCGUCAUCGCAGAGAAGCCCGUGUCAGCUCCGACACCGAUCUGGCUUCACAUAAAAAAAAAUUUAAAAAAAGAAAAUCAACAGGAAACUGUUGAGCAUCCUGCGUAGUGAGUCAUCCUGCAGAGACUCAAACACACGACACCAUGUCAAACUCCUGUUAAUCCACCUGGUUUCUGUUUAAUCUGAAUUAAGAGAGCGGCUGGGCGGGGGGGGUUAAAGUUCGGAACAGCACACGAACAGAAAAUUGGGACGAUCCAUUGUCACUUCUACUCUAAUGUUGUUACAGGGUGCAAUGUUGUCUUCUUCCUCCUUUAGAACAGCUUGCAGAGCUCACCAGGACAUUUAUCUAGAGAUUCCGAACAAUUGUACAGUUCAAUAUCAGUCUGCUUUGGGGUUUUUAUUAUUUUCUUUUCUUUCAUUUCAUUUUUUAUUCUCGACCUUGUCACAAAACUGGUCACAUGUUAAGCAGUGGUGGUCUUUUUAGGUAUGUGUAGUGUUAUUAACAAAAUCCCUCUGUGGUGUCUUGUUACUUUUCUCAGAAAUGGUCCAUGGUCAUGUUUGAAAGGAACUUUUAUUGCAUUGCACAGUGUUGAUCCUGUUUUAAUUAAUGAUGACUGCCCUUCGAUUUUAUAUGACAGACUGUAUUGGACUUGCUAACCUACGACUAUAAACAGGUAGCGUAAUUAACCUGACCGGUGGUCUCUCUUACAGCUCAAUGAAUUUUAAUAAUGUACAACAGCAUUACUAGUGAUGGGCUGAUCAGUUUUGAGUGUCUGAAUUCAACUUAAUAAAUUCCAUAAAGAGA
Messenger RNA from Hippoglossus stenolepis (Pacific halibut), 2678 nucleotides. It is a transcript of the gene rab5ab, whose product is annotated as RAB5A, member RAS oncogene family, b. The record is from RefSeq and is a predicted model, not a curated record. Gene Ontology annotation, molecular function: GTPase activity; GTP binding. The transcript has 6 exons. Bases 274 to 924 code for a protein of 216 amino acids. Lineage: Eukaryota; Metazoa; Chordata; Actinopteri; Pleuronectiformes; Pleuronectidae.